Manihot esculenta (cassava) is the source of this 2874-nucleotide messenger RNA. RefSeq lists its product as uncharacterized. NCBI's taxonomy places the organism in Eukaryota, Viridiplantae, Streptophyta, Magnoliopsida, Malpighiales, Euphorbiaceae. The transcript has 5 exons. The coding region runs from base 386 to 2707 and encodes 773 amino acids. The record is from RefSeq and is a predicted model, not a curated record.
UUUGUUUUUAUAAAUCCCCACAUUCCACUAGAUUUUGACGGAGGCCCCACAAUCUGAAACUUUGGAAUUACAUUUGUAUAAACAUCCGGCAAGUCUUUCUUGGAGAAAAGUUUGGACCCAAAAAUCCAAGAAAAUUCCCAUAUGCAUUCCACUUGUUUCCGUGCAAAAUGUUGCCUUUCUCUAGUGACUUGAACUUCAAUCCCCUUCCAUCAAUCUCGCCAAUUUGAUCACGCACACAGAUGCCUAGAUUUGUGUCCGCAUAUUUCUCCUUCUACAAGUGGAGAUUCCACUCUACUAUGCAUUUUUCAUGGUGAAUUUUCAUUUGCCAUUCUUUUAACUUUCGCUGCAAUUUGAGAAAACAAGCAAGGAGAAGUGGAUUCUGCUCAUGGGUUCUAGAUUUUUCUACACUAUCAAAACCCAGUUUCAUUUUCUUCAUUCUGUAGGUUUUAUAAACGAUUUCGUGUAUGAUAGCAUGUAUAGGAUCCUUAGUUUUAUCUGUAGCUACACACUUUCUCUGUUUGGAUCAUUGUUCAGACACAUCUUCAGAUUUCAGGAAGGAAAAAGUCAGGACAAGUUUGAAUCCAAUUCUAAUGAGGUUUUUCAUCAACAAGAAGAUGAUCAAUUUGGUUCCUGUUGUGCUCAGCUUUCAGAGAUUAAAAAAAGCUACGGUGAAGGAGAGAAUUCUGUUGUUAUGGAGAGUGUCUUUCUGGCGAGCACUAAUAAGUAUGAGUUCUUGUCUGGGAAAGGCAUCUGCGGAUUCGUGGAAGAACCAGUAACCUUGAGCUUUACUGUCCAUGAACUGUUCCCGGAUUCAAAUAAUGAUGCUAUUAUUAAUACUCCAAUUGCUGAUACUGGAGAAUUUACUGACGAGGAUUUUCAGGACGUUGAAAUGGACGCAGAGCCAGAGGAUAAAGCAGAAAAAGCAGGGCCCUUCUUCAAAAGUUUUGUAAUUGAUGAAGCUUCAGAGGAGAAACAUGAACAAGAAACAUUGAUGGGGAAUAAGAAUCUUGAGGAAGAAGAGUUAAUUUCCGAUGAUAGAGUUACUGUUGACAGGGGUUUUGGAGAGCAUGAAUGGGAUGCAGAGAAAAAAGAAAACUCUGUCAAAAGUUUGGCCAUUGAAGAGGCUUCGGAGAAGCCAGAACCGGAAACAUCCACCGAGGCAAACAGUUCCGAUGAGCCAGAAGUGGAUGCUUUAGACACGAACUCUGAACUUUUGGUUAAUGGAAAUGACGGGGAAGUAUUUGAAUCUGAAGUAGCAGUUUCCGUCGGAGUUAGACCUGAAAGUAGUGUGUUGGUGGAUGAGGAGAAGACAGAACAUAAUAGAGAAAUAGAGGCUGUUUCAAUGAGAGACCAAUUCACCGACUCCGAUGAUGAAUAUAUAGAAAUAAAGCUCCAAUUGGAUAAGGAAAUGCUGUCUAAAGAGGAUUUAAGCAACGCUGUUGACAAAGAAGAAGAGCAAAAAUUAGUCCAUGAUACGGCAGAACUGGAAUUUGAUUCUAGCUUCCAUGAGCAGAAGUCCUCAGACUCGCAUGUUCAAAACGAUACAGAUUACAUGUAUGAGGACCAGGACAUAAUAGAACAGCUAAAAAUGGGGCUCAAACUAGCAAGAACUGGGGGUCUUCCAACUAUUCUUGAAGAAUCAGAAUCUGAAGAAUUGGAAAUUCCGAAGCCAGUACAUGAACUAAGGCCAAUGAAGGUUGAAGACCAGAAGUUCGAGCACAAAGAUCUCCUGGAGGAGAUUCGAAAGAUUUACAAGAGCUACUUGGACAAAAUGCGCAAAUUAGAUGUCUUGAACUUCCAGACCAUGCAUUCGCUUAGCCUACUGCAGAUGAAAGACACAGUUCAGUUUCAGACAGCUCGGAAAUCUUCAACCAUCUCUCUCCUUUCCCAGAACUUAUUAUCAUGCAGAGGGACUGCCGUAAUUGAUCCAAUGGAAAAAGUUAUUGCAGAUAUGCAGAGUGAUCUUGAAACCAUAUAUGUCGGACAGCUUUGCCUUUCCUGGGAAAUACUCCUCUGGCAAUACCGGAAAGCCCAAGAAUUGCAGAAAUAUGACUCUCAAGGAUCCCAUCAAUAUAAUCAAGUAGCCGAUGAGUUUCAGCUAUUUCAAGUCCUGGUACAAAGAUUUCUUGAGAAUGAACAGUUUCAAGGUCCCAGGGUCUUGAAUUAUGUCAAGAGCAGAUGUAUCCUUCGUAGUCUUCUUCAAGUUCCUCUGGUUAAAGAAGAUAGUUUCAAGGACAAGUGUAAAGGAGGAGAUGAAAAUGAAGAUGCAAUCACAAGCCAAAUGCUAAUAGAAACCAUUGAACAAUCAAUGCGGGAUUUCUGGGAAUUCCUUCGUGCCGAUAAAGAAGAAAGCAGUCUGAUCUUACGAGGUCAUCAAAAAACCAAUGUUAAUCUCCAAGACCAUGUAGAUUCAGAGCUUUUGACAGAUAUUCGAACCGAUUUUCAGAAGAAGGAUAAAAAGCUUAAAGACAUAUUGAGAAGUGGAAGUUGCAUAAUGAAGAGGUUCAAAAGGCAAAAAGAAGAGGUAGUGCAUCACAUUCAGACAUUGUUCAUAGCUCAGGUGGAACUGAAAUUGAUCUCUAGAGUUCUAAACAUGUCCAAAUUAACAACAGAUCAAUUGAUAUGGUGUCAUGAAAAAUUAGACAAAAUUAACCUAUGUAAUAGAAAAGUUUUUGUAGAAUCCUCAUUCUUGCUCUUCCCAUGCUGACAAGUUGAGCAGUCAGACUCAGACCGCCACUUUUCUUGCAGUAGAUAAUUGCUUUUCAAGAUGGUUUAUGUAUAUUAUCAUAUACAUGUAAAGUUAUUAGUGUCAUGUUACACUUGUUUCCUAAAGCCAAAGUUAAUGGAAGCAAAUUUUCCUCUCUUUUUCAAGCA